Molecule: messenger RNA, 564 nt
Organism: Capsicum annuum
Lineage: Eukaryota; Viridiplantae; Streptophyta; Magnoliopsida; Solanales; Solanaceae
Exons: 2
Source: RefSeq, a predicted model, not a curated record
AUGAAAAAGGAGUAUGAGUGGAAGAAGCAGGUUGUUUGGGAUGCAAGGGGAAGUCCAAAGCUGAAUCACUUAGCUUUUGAUGAUGAUAUGAUCAUCUUCUGUAAAACUGAAAUGAGAACAUUACAGAUAGUAUCCUCAACAUUGGAAGGAUAUGAAGCUGUACCAGGCCAGAAAAUCAACAAAGGAAAGAGUGCAUUAAACAUUCAUAAAGGAGUGUCAAAUGGAACUAUGGUGAUGGCAGAAGUAACUACAGGUAUACUAAGAGGAGAAUUUCCUUUUAAUUAUCUGGGUUGUCCAAUUUUCUACAUGAGAGAGAAGAAAGAUUUCUUUCAGCAAUUGAUGAAUAAGAUAGCAAAUAAAUUGCAAGGUUGGAAAAGGAAAUUGUUAUCUUAUGGUGGGAAAGCAGUGUUGAUCCAACAUGUACUGCAAAGCAUACCAAUUCAUUCCCUUUCAGUAAUGAAUCCGCCUCUUAAUGUGCUGAACACUUUACAAAAGGCUCUAGCUCAGUUUUUCUGGAGCAGCAGAAUAGGUGAAAAAGGUAGACAUUGGGUGAGAUGGCAGGAG